GUCACCUGUUCUCAAAUCAUAGUCCACAGGUCCAUGGCUGGAAAACCUAUGCUCCCUGGAUGUCAGGAAGAGGAGACUGCUAAAGACCCGGGGCCGAAACUGUCCCUGGCACAGCCCCUAGGCCGCCUGCCCAGCAUCGAUGAGGCCCGACCAGAGGCCCGACCAGCAGGUCCGGGCCCGGCCUCCCGCCGGGGUUCAGUGCUGGGCCUCGCCUCAUCCUUCUCGCGGCGCAACUCGCUGGCCGGGCCAGGCUUGGGGGCUGGAGGUCGGCGACCAUCGCAAUGCCCAGUGCCCCCUCUAGCCUCGCGGGUCAGCUUCUCGGGGUUGCCCCUGGCGCCUGCCCGUCGGGUGGCGCCCUCGUACCGCACUGAGCCGGCACCCGGGGAGCGCUGGGAGGCAGCAGCCGCACAGCGAGCCCUGGAGGCGGCGCUAGCCUCGCGCCUGCGCGAUAUAAGCUAUUCCGGUGCAGAAGCGGGGUCGCUGGCUCGGGAGCUCUGCGAUCAGGUGCGAGUGCGCCUGCGCGAGCUCUGCCCACCGCGCUACAAGCUGGUGUGCAACGUGGUGCUGGGACCGCGCGCCGGCCAGGGCGUUCGCGUGGUCAGCCGCGCGCUCUGGGACGCGGCGCGCGACGGGCUGGCUUCAGCUUCUUUCACCAACGCGUCGCUCUUUGCCGUGGCCACAGUCCACGGGCUCUACUGCGAAUGAGAUCACAUUCCACUU
Molecule: messenger RNA, 720 nt
Organism: Condylura cristata (star-nosed mole)
Lineage: Eukaryota; Metazoa; Chordata; Mammalia; Eulipotyphla; Talpidae
Gene: DYNLT4
Product: Tctex1 domain containing 4
Exons: 2
Coding region: 34-705 (223 amino acids)
Biological process (GO): microtubule-based movement
Cellular component (GO): cytoplasm; cytoplasmic dynein complex
Molecular function (GO): dynein intermediate chain binding
Source: RefSeq, a predicted model, not a curated record